AUGGGUCUUAUUUCAGAUAGCGUGAUCAGGUUUAAAAAACCGAAAGGGAAAAAGGCUAGGGCCAUAGCCCCCCUGACCAAGAAGCCGGAAGAACAGAAUGAAACUCUGAAGGAGCGCCGCGGCUUGUGCUGUAUGGUUAUUCCCAGUUGUCAGCGUUUUAAUAACAUCCACUGCUUCCUGAUUUUCUUCUACAUCCUGCUGCUCUCUCAGGGUAUGGUGUUUGGUCUUAUAGAUGUGAGCCUUCACACAUUUCAGAGGGGCAGUGGUCUGAAAACCAUUGAAAAUAUUGUGUUGUCAUCGAGUUAUGAUAUUUCAUCUUGCCUGGUAGUAGUGUUUAUAGCAUAUUAUGGAAGGAAAGGAAACAUUCUAAAAUGGAUUAAAGUUUCCUCCUUUUUAGUAGGAUUUGGAUCACUUUUAUUUGCUUUUCCAUACUUUCAUGGUGAAAAUUAUCAAUUGGACAUAGAAAUUGAAGAUAUUUGCCAAGAAAAGAAGAUUUCCAGAGAUUGCACGAAAUCCUUUUCAGUCUAUGCAAAGUAUAUAACUUGCAUCUUGCUUGGGCAGACUGCACAGGGAAUAGCAGGAAUACCUCUUUAUAUCCUUACAGUACCCUUUCUUGAUGACAGCAUUGACGAACACUCAAUUGGUACUUAUCUAGGCUUGAUGGAUGCUUCAGGAACAGUUGGAUAUGCUUUGGGUUAUGCGAUAGCAGCACCCCUGGUUACCACCCCUGAGAGAAGUACUUCUAAUAUAACAGUUGGUGGUGGUGAUAAUAAUGAACACUGGUUACAUACUUGGUGGAUUCGCUUUGUUUUUCUCACAGUUUUGGCAUGGUCUACAUUAAUAGCAUUUUCAUGCUUUCCACGGCAUAUAAAAGGUACAGGAAAGAUAACAUCUGGGAAACAAGAAAUGCCUCAACUAUUCAACAAAAAGUAUAAAGAUAAGGAAUUUGGAACUAGUAUCGGUGAUUUAUUUGCUUCUAUUUGGAUUCUGAUGACGACUCCAAUGUUUGUAUGUCUAGCUCUGACCAGAGCUUCAGACUUUUUACUUAUGAUUGGAGCUUCUGUAUUUUUGCCUAAAUAUAUAGAAAAUCAGUUUAUAUUAACACCUAGUCAGGCAACUACACUUUCAGGACUUGUUUUAAUUCCAGGAGGUGCUUUUGGCCAGCUUCUGGGAGGUGUCAUUGUUUCCAAGUUACAAAUGUAUUGUAAAGGCCUUAUGAGCUUUACAAUGGUUACAUCUGCUAUAUCACUUAUACUGGUUAUGCUUUCAGUUUUUGUACGCUGUGAACCAAUACCAUUUGCUGGGAUCACUGAAGAUUAUAAUGGAACAGGGCAGUUGGGAAACCUAACAGCCCCUUGCAAUUCUCAUUGUAUAUGCUCAUCUUCAUUUUAUUUUGCUGUAUGUGGAAGAGACAGUAUUGGAUAUUUUUCUCCUUGCUUUGCAGGCUGUAAUCAAUCUAAAAUAUUGAAUAAUGAGAAGACAUAUUUCAAUUGUUCUUGCAUUGAUGAAGGAAUAGCAAUUUCAGAUGAGCAAGGUGAUUUUAUUGAUGCCAUACCUGGGAUAUGUGAAUCAAGUUGCUAUAAAUUACCUAUGUUCAUUGUUUUUGUUUUUUCUAUGAUUGUUUUUGCUUGUUUUUCUGUUAUACCGAACAUGCUGACCAUCCUUCGGACUGUACCUGACAAACUACGUUCUCUGGCCUUGGGUUUGGCCUAUAUGACUGUGAGAGUAUUUGGGGGUAUACCUGGACCAAUAGUUUUUAAUAUGAUAGGAGAAAGUUCUUGUACCUUUCGGGAUAGUGGACACUGUGGAAACAUAGGAAGUUGUUUGAUCUAUAACGUGAAAAAAAUGGCCUACCUAUAUUUAGGAAUGUGUUUUUUUUGCAAAUUAUCCACCAUCUUCUUCACUUCUAUUGCAUUUAGCCUACACAAAUAUUUACUAAAGGAAAACACUGAUGUCCUCACUACAACUGCAAAGAAUCCAAAAGAAGAACAAAAAGAA
Molecule: messenger RNA, 1998 nt
Organism: Myotis daubentonii (Daubenton's bat)
Lineage: Eukaryota; Metazoa; Chordata; Mammalia; Chiroptera; Vespertilionidae
Gene: SLCO6A1
Product: solute carrier organic anion transporter family member 6A1
Biological process (GO): transmembrane transport; sodium-independent organic anion transport
Cellular component (GO): basolateral plasma membrane
Molecular function (GO): protein binding
Source: RefSeq, a predicted model, not a curated record